Molecule: messenger RNA, 2611 nt
Organism: Dioscorea cayenensis subsp. rotundata (Guinea yam)
Lineage: Eukaryota; Viridiplantae; Streptophyta; Magnoliopsida; Dioscoreales; Dioscoreaceae
Product: probable GTP diphosphokinase RSH2, chloroplastic
Biological process (GO): guanosine tetraphosphate metabolic process
Cellular component (GO): chloroplast
Source: RefSeq, a predicted model, not a curated record
AUCUUUGAAAAGUGAGAGUUUUAGAAGGAAAAGCCUCAUUUUUCUCGAGGUUCAAUCUCAGUUUCAGCGAAUUCCGGUUCUUGCCACGCAAUUUCUCUUCCAAAUUAGGGCUCACAAUCACUAUCUUGGAAUCCUAAUUCGUCUUCAUUCCUUCCCCUUUUUCUUCAAAAGCCCCAAAUUUUGAGCCCUCUCAGACAAUCCAGCCCCAGAAAUUUAGGGUUUUUUGUCUUUCAAUUUGUUUUUGUAUAUAAAUUCUUCACAAAUUCAUUUUUUAGGGUUUCAAUUCUCCUAGAUUCGUUGUUGGAGCUUGAAAUUUCACCAAUUUCUUUGUAAAUUAGGGCGUAAAACUCUAUAAAAAUUCCAACUUUGAUUCUGACGAUGUCGGUGCCGGCAAUCGCGCUCUACGCUAGUCCGCCAAGCCACCACCCGUGCCAGCUCGCUUCUGCGUCCUCCCAUGGCUCGCCGGAGCAUGACUUCAACCCCCGGCCAUGUCCACCGUCCUCUUGCCCUAAGCCGAUCGCCAUGGGUGGCCUCUCCUGCCUCUUCUCCUCUUCCACUGCCCGCCACACUGCCGACGAGCUUAGCUCCAUCUGGCACGACCGCUCCGAUGAUCUCUCCAGCCCCUUCUCCUUCAAGUCCCGUGACGCCAGCCCUGUCUCGGUGUUCCGCGGCCCUGUUUCCUCCAGCCGGAGUCCACCAUCGUUUCGGAUCCCUAAGGAUUGGAUUGGAUGUGAUUUGAGGACGGGAAGAGACAGGCUUUUCCGGGGGUUCGUGAGGAAUGCUUUGGGAUCUUGUUUGGACUAUGAUUCUCCGAGCUUUCCCAUGCCUGGAAGCAGGGGGCUUGAUUCAGAAGAGCUUGCUUUUGAUUUGGAGGAUGGUUUGGAUGUUAUGGCGCCAGCCUGUGAGCCCUACGCCAGAGAAUUGCUUGCCGGAGCACAAGAAAGGCAUAAGAUUUUCUAUGAGGAGCUUGUUGUGAAGGCGUUCUAUGAGGCUGAGAAGGCUCAUAGAGGGCAGGUGAGGGCGAGUGGUGGUCCAUAUUUGCAGCAUUGUGUGGAAACAGCAGUGUUGUUGGCGAAGAUUGGUGCUAAUGCCACUGUUGUUGCUGCCGGGCUUUUACAUGACACAUUUGAUGAUUCUUUUAUGGAUUAUGAUUAUAUUUUUCGGUCUUUUGGAGCUGCAGUUGCUGAUCUUGUUGAAGGGGUCUCAAAGCUUAGUCAAUUGAGCAAGCUUGCUCGUGACAACAAUACUGCUAGUAAGACUGUUGAGGCUGAUCGGUUGCACACGAUGUUUCUAGCCAUGACAGAUGCUAGAGCUGUUCUUAUCAAGUUAGCAGACAGACUACACAACAUGAUGACCCUUGAUGCUCUGCCCAUGGAUAAGCAACUGAGAUUUGCUAAAGAAACUUUGGAAAUCUUCGCUCCAUUGGCCAAUAGGUUGGGGAUCUCGAGUUGGAAAGAGCAACUAGAGAGUUUGUGCUUCAAACAUCUUUAUCCCGGCCAGCACAAAGAGCUGACUUCUAAACUCAUUAGUUCAUUUGAUGAAGCCAUGAUAGCUUCUGUUAUUGAGAAACUAGAGGAGGUUCUCAAAGCCGAAGGUGUUUCUUACCAUGUUCUUUCAGGAAGGCACAAGAGCUUGUACAGCAUUUACUCGAAGAUGCUCAAGAAGCAGCUAACUAUGGAUGAGAUCCAUGACAUUCAUGGGUUGCGGGUGAUAGUUGAUAAAGAAGAAGAUUGCUACACUGCACUUAACAUUGUCCAUAAUUUAUGGCCCAAAAUUAUUGGAAGGUUUAAAGAUUACAUUUCUUGUCCCAAAUUCAAUGGUUAUCGAUCAUUGCAUACUGUUGUUAUGGGGGAAGACAUGCUUCCUCUGGAGGUGCAGAUCCGAACCAAAGAGAUGCAUCUUCAGGCUGAAUAUGGAUUCGCCGCACAUUGGAGAUACAAGGAAGGUGACUCCAUGCACUCAUCCUUUGUGCUUCAAAUGGUUGAAUGGGCGAGAUGGGUCCUGACUUGGCAGUGUGAGAUAAUGAACACUGAUGGCUGCUCGUCUCUUGGCGAAUCAGAGCUGGUUAAGCCACCAUGUCCAUUCCCUAGUCAUUCUGAAGACUGCCCUUAUUCAUACACACAACAAUGUGACCAUGAUGGACCUAUAUUUAUCAUAAUGCUUGAAAAUGAAAAGAUGUCUGUGCAGGAGUUACCACCGAAUUCAACGGUAAAUGAUCUCUUGGAGAGGGCAAGUCGACGGAGUUCAAGAUGGGCACUUUAUAAUUUACCGGUGAAGGAAGAGUUACGACCAAAGCUGAAUCACGAACCGAUUUGUAACCCGAAACAGAAGCUUAGGAUGGGUGAUGUGGUUGAGCUGACACCGGCGAUACCUGAUAAAUCUCUAACUGAGUAUCGCGAAGAAAUCAAGCGUAUGUAUGAUCUUGGGCUUGCUGUUCCAACCCAAGGAAGAUGGAGAAGCUGAUACUGUCUGUCUACUGGAUAUGUUUACAUGCUAUGUAAACUGAUCAUUUGAUUUGUUGUAUAUAUGAUUUCAAAAACUGUACAUAACUCCUCAUAGUUUGAAAUGUAGACAUACCUGAUUCAUUAAACUUGGUGUCUUUGUGUUUCAA